Gossypium arboreum is the source of this 3088-nucleotide messenger RNA. RefSeq names its product chaperonin CPN60-like 2, mitochondrial. NCBI's taxonomy places the organism in Eukaryota, Viridiplantae, Streptophyta, Magnoliopsida, Malvales, Malvaceae. The record is from RefSeq and is a predicted model, not a curated record. Gene Ontology annotation, molecular function: ATP-dependent protein folding chaperone; ATP binding. Gene Ontology annotation, cellular component: mitochondrion; cytosol. Gene Ontology annotation, biological process: protein refolding. Bases 302 to 2782 code for a protein of 826 amino acids. The transcript has 20 exons.
UUCGUUGGCUCUAGUUACGGCAUUGCUGUCACUCCCACCUUCCUUCUCCUUAGUCAAUAUUACCCUUAUCACAAAGUCGCCCGACCAAAACAAAGAGAACACGAGAUUAUUUCCCUCGUUGGCUUGAGUCCAAAACAAUUCCCUUUUCUUCCCUAUCCCACUCUCCCCAAAAUACGCGCUGACAUGCACGUUUAAAUGUAUAAAGACAGGGCAGUCAGUAUUUUCUCUUUCAAGUUCGAAAUCCAAAAGCAAAUUAACGCCUUUUUCUUCUGUUUGCUGAGCUCUCUCCCCCAACAUCACCAUGGCAGAUAGGGUAUACCCCAAACAAGCGACAAAUGGCACCGCCGCCGCAUCCAACCCUUCUUUUCCGGCCACUAAAGCACAACAAUACGGAGCCUCCCGCCCUGUCUACCGUCCACAACCCGAACGCCACCGCUACCGCCGCUCUUGCUGUUCUUGCUGCCUUUGGGCCACCAUAGCUAUCCUCGUUCUCAUCCUCAUAGCCGCCGUAGCUUCUGCUAUAUUGUACGUUCUUUACCGCCCUCACCGUCCUACUUUCACUGUUUCCUCCCUCAAAAUCUCGGCACUUAACGUAACCUCAGCUUCCAAGCUGAUCACCAACAUCAACCUAAACGUCACAGCCAAAAACCCAAACAAGAAAGUCGUCUACAGUUACAACCCAAUCACCGUAUCGCUUGUCACAGACGACGACAUCGCUAUUGGGGAAGGUUCCUUCGGUUCCUUCGUGCACGGAACUAAAAACACGACCCUCUUGAAAGCUGCCAUAACUAGUAGCAACCAAGAACUCGAUGACGCGUCAGCUGCCAAAUUGAAGAAAGCUUUGAAGAGCAAGAAGGGGCUGCCAUUAAAGAUAAAGCUCGAUACUAAAGUGGAAGCAAAAAUGGGAGCAUUGAAGACACCAAAGGUUGGGAUAAGGGUUGUUUGUGAAGGGAUUAAAGCUACUGCCCCGAAGGCAAAAUCAGCAACCACAGCUUCAACUUCUAAUGCAAAAUGUAAGGUUGAUUUGAGACUCAAGAUCUGGAGCCCGUGGCCCAUUUCACUCAUGUAUCGAAUAGCUUCAAAAUUAGCUUCAUCUAUUAGUUCCUCGACUUCGAGGAAACUGGUUUGUAAUAGGAUAAUUUGCAAUAGGAAUUAUGUAGCAAAGGAUAUCAGUUUCGGGGUUGGGGCACGGGCGGCUAUGAUGUUGGGUGUGUCUGAAGUUGCAGAUGCUGUGAAAGUCACAAUGGGACCAAAGGGUCGCAAUGUAAUUAUUGAGAGUAGUCGGGGCUAUCCUAAAGUCACGAAGGAUGGUGUUACUGUUGCCAAGAGCAUUCAAUUCAAGGAUAAGGCUAAAAAUGUUGGUGCAGAUUUUGUAAAGCAGGUUGCAAAUGCCACCAAUAAAGUUGCUGGAGAUGGUACAACUUGUGCAACUGUCCUAACUCAGGCAAUUCUUUUGGAAGGCUGCAAGUCAUUGGCUGCUGGCAUAAAUGUGAUGGACUUGAGAAAAGGAAUUAAUAUGGCAGUUGAUACUGUCAUAUCUGACUUGAAAAGCAGGGCAGUAAUGAUAAGCACACCAGAAGAAAUUACACAGGUUGCCACUAUUUCAGCAAAUGGAGAACGUGAAAUUGGAGAAUUGAUAGCAAGAGCAAUGGAGAAAGUUGGGAAGGAAGGGGUCAUUACUGUCACUGAUGGGAAUACUUUAGACAAUGAGUUAGAAGUGGUGGAAGGAAUGAAGCUAGGCAGAGGUUAUAUCUCUCCCUAUUUUGUUACCGAUCAAAAGACCCAGAAAUGUGAACUUGAGAAUCCCUUGAUUCUCAUUCAUGACAAGAAAAUUUCAGAUAUUAACUCACUUGUGAGGAUAUUGGAGUUGGCUAUAAAUAAAAACAGACCCCUUCUUCUUGUUGCUGAGGAUUUGGAGAGUGAUGCGCUUCAGUUACUUAUUCUCAACAAGCAUCAUGCUGGUUUGAAGGUUUGUGCCAUCAAAGCUCCUGGUUUUGGGGAUAAUAGACGGGCAAAUUUAGAUGACCUUGCCAUUCUUACCGGCGGAGAGGUUAUCAGUGAAGAACGUGGCUUAACUCUUGACAAAGUCAAAGUUGAAAUGCUUGGUACUGCAAAAAGGGUCACUGUCUCACUUGAUGACACAAUAAUUCUACAUGGGGGAGGGGAUAAGAAGCUGAUCGAAGAAAGAUGUGAGCAGCUGAGGACAGCCAUGGAUACGAGCAGUGCCAUGUUUGACAGGGAGAAAGCACAAGAAAGAUUAUCAAAACUAUCUGGGGGUGUGGCUGUUUUCAAGGUUGGUGGAGCUAGUGAGGCAGAAGUUGGAGAAAGGAAAGAUAGGGUCACAGAUGCUUUGAAUGCCACAAGAGCAGCUGUGGAAGAGGGUAUUGUGCCAGGCGGUGGUGUUGCUCUCUUAUAUAGUACAAAGGCUUUGCAGAAUCUUCAAACCGAAAAUGAAGAUAAAAAAAGAGGCGUUCAGAUAAUUCAGGACGCUCUUAAGGUACCUACUUCAACUAUAGCUUCUAAUGCUGGUUAUGAUGGCUCUCUGGUUCUUGGGAAACUACUGGAACAAGAUGAUGAUAAUUUGGGUUUUGAUGCUUCAAAAGGUGCAUAUAUUGAUAUGGUGAAAGCUGGAAUCAUAGACCCUCUCAAAGUCAUUAGAACAGCCUUAGUCGAUGCCGCCAGUGUCUCAUUGCUAUUAACGACAACCGAGGCAUCUGUCCUGGAAAAUCCAGAUGAGAAGAAACCACCAAGUCGUAUGCCAGACAUUGAUAAUGACUACUAGGUGGACUAUACCAGUUGGAGUACUUAAAACACUUUUUGUCAUCCUGCUUAAAAUAGCAGAGAACUUAAAUUGAGAGCCAAGGUUCAACCCUGAUGAACUCGUUUAAGAGGAAUACAUGAUGAUGGUAACCAAUUAUAAAAGAAAAGAUAAAUAGGAUCAUGCUUAUUGAUGUCAUUGCACAAUUAGUGAUCUGGGAUUUUUGUAGUACAAAGAAAAUUAGUUGAGGACUCGUUUAUUGCAACUGUUGUUUUUUUUCUUUGGAAUCGUAUCUGUAGUAUAUUACCAUAUAAAAUUUCAUUCCAUUAA